AGGAAAAAAUACAACUCUCUCUAUCUCUCUCCUCUCUUCUCUCUCUCUUCACUUCAAUGAGUGUUGUCUCAAGUGUUGCUAUUUCACUCAUCAUGGCAAACAGACAUGGAAUCACACUCCAGCACCAAAGUCUCUGUUCCUUCUGUUAAAUUGAACUGUGUAAUCUGUAUAGGGUUCUUAUUAAUUGUUCUUCACAUGAUAGUGUUUCCCUCCAUUAAUCUCUUUUCUUGCAGCUUUUGACUCUUUCAAAGCAGACAAUAAAGAGACUUCGUUAUCAUUUCCAACUCCUCCUUGUGUUCCUCAAUACUCCUUUUCUUUACUAUAAAAACUAAUAUUCAUGGAGGGUUACGCAGGUUACAGAAAAGGGAGAGAAAUUAAUUCAUACUCAUAUUCGUAUUCACAUUCACAUUCUAACUCAAACCCUUCUUUUUCUUCCACACUUCUUGAUGCUAUUUAUCGUUCGAUCGACGAGGGCGAAGAGGAAUUAGUAUCGUACAAAGAAACCAUGAAGAAGAAACAGAAUGAUCUUGUGGGCUUUCAAAGCAAGGAAGAAAUGGCAAAUUUUCAAAGAGUUUGCAUGAUAGAGAAAUGGAUGGAGAAAAAGGUGAGUGAAAAAGCGGUUGAUAGGAGAAAAUCCAUGGUUGAUUUUGAUAGAAAAUCAAGAAAAGAGAGUGGCAAUAUUGGGAACUCUUUGUUCUUGAAAUCGAGUUCGAGUUCUUCGGAUUCGAGUUGUGGAGGUGGAUUUUCAUCCUCAGAAGCUGAAUCUGUUCAUGUGGUUUCAUCAAGAACCUCUUGUUAUGGCUUGCAAAGGCCUAAACCAAUUCGAACAAGCGUUAUGGCUUCUGAGAAAGAAAAAAUCGGCAAGUAUGAUAAAGUGUUUGAUGAUAAUACUUGUCAUCAAAAGCAUAAGAAUGAAGGAGGAUUUAUGAAAACAAAAUCUAAAGCUUUGAAAAUUUAUGGGGAUUUGAAAAAAGUUAAGCAGCCAAUUUCCCCUGGAGGAAGACUUGCAAGCUUUUUGAAUUCACUUUUCACUGCAUCAAAUGCUAAGAAAUCCAAGAUUUCAUCAAAUGGAGCUUAUGAUGAUCAUUCUUCGACUGUGAAGUCUGCGAAUGCAUCGACAUGUUCAUCAGCCUCUUCGUUUUCGAGAUCAUGUUUAAGCAAGACUCCAUCUUCAAGGGGAAAAUCGAGUAAUGGGACGAAAAGAUCGGUCAGAUUUUAUCCUGUAAGUGAAAUUGUUGAUGAAGAUUGUCAGCCAUGUGGGCACAAAUCUUUACACGAAGAUAAACAAAAGUUGGAGCCUAUAAAAAGUAGAAUCACAAGUUCUAUUAACGACGAGCUGAUGGUGCAUCUUAUGGAGAAGAAUCGUCGAGUCGAAGACGCUGCAAGGGAUUUGUUGAGGAAUUAUCAGAAGAAGGUGGAGACUGAAUUUGAGCUGGAAAGACCCCAUGUCAAAAAUCAAGUUUUUGAUAAUCAAGACGAAGAUUUAGAGGAAGAUGAGGAUGAGGAUGAUGCAAGUUGUGCAAGUUCGGAGCUUUUCGAGCUCAAUAAUCUUUCAGCCAUUGGAAUGGAGAGGUAUAGAGAAGGAUUACCAGUGUAUGAAACUACUCGUCUUGAUAAAAAUCGAGCUAUUGCAAAUGGCUUGAUAUUGUAAUCACCCAAAAAAAAAAAAAAAUUAAAAAAAAAUGAAGAAAAUAAUAAGUCCUAGGAGUAUUCGUACUUUUUUAUUAUGUUAUUGGCUUGGGGGUUUACUAAUUAAAUCAAAAGAAAUUGUAUUUCUUUUUGUAAUA
Molecule: messenger RNA, 1787 nt
Organism: Olea europaea var. sylvestris
Lineage: Eukaryota; Viridiplantae; Streptophyta; Magnoliopsida; Lamiales; Oleaceae
Product: protein BIG GRAIN 1-like A
Exons: 1
Coding region: 338-1651 (437 amino acids)
Biological process (GO): auxin-activated signaling pathway
Source: RefSeq, a predicted model, not a curated record